AUGAAGAUACCUGAUAAAGACCCAGCCAGUGCUCAGCUGUUGCCCAUGUGGGAACCAGACCUUCUGGGUGUGAUGACCAUAGUAGGCUUUGCAAUGAGAAAAGCUUCAUGGGACUUCAUUUCUAGCUCAGAAAAGUGCACCAUCAGCAGUUCAUCCCCAUGCAUGGUUAGCCCCAUCCACCACAGAAAGUCCAGGGAAAGGGCUGCUGGAAGAACAGUGUGGAUUGGUCUUCUGCCUUGUGAGGGUGGUUGGGAUCUUGGAAAGGGUAUGCGUAUGUGCAGAGAAAUUCACUUCAAUGUAUGAGGCUGUGGAGAGUACACUUCCUACCACUGUAAAGAAAUGCAUCACUACCUCCCAGACUAGUGGUAUAAGGCUGACUACUGUCAGUACGAUUACUGCAACACUUGGCCCAGUGCCUAGCUCCAGAUCUCUGCCUGGGCCCCCGAGAAGACGCCUGGCCUUGUCCCUGUCCCAGAUAUACCAGUUCACCCAGGCCCAGCCACCCUGUCCUGGAGCUGGGUAU
Phodopus roborovskii (desert hamster) is the source of this 523-nucleotide messenger RNA. It is a transcript of the gene Ly6g5b, whose product is annotated as lymphocyte antigen 6 family member G5B. The record is from RefSeq and is a predicted model, not a curated record. Gene Ontology annotation, cellular component: external side of plasma membrane. Lineage: Eukaryota; Metazoa; Chordata; Mammalia; Rodentia; Cricetidae.